AUAGAAUAGGCUGAGUCACAGAAGGAUCUCAACGAUAUAAAAAUGUUAAUGUGAUGGUGGGUUUUUGCUUCUACGCAUAGCUUGUCAACUCAAUUAAAAUACAAUAUGUUCCACAGGAUUUGAGACGGUUCUUCUUAUUGAAGGAUCCCAAGUUCAGCUGAACCUAUGUGGUAAGGGCUCUGGUGGGCUGGAAGAUACACAAGUUUAAGCGAGCGGAGGAGGCGGGCCAACCAUUUGAAAGCAGCAUCCCUCAUCAGACCCAAACGCCAUAUCACCAAGCAUCGCAUCCAGCUACCACCACUACUCGACAUUUGUCACCACCAUCCAUCCUCCACUCGUUCACCCCCUCUAUCAACACCACAUCGCGUGCUUGUUGUGCAGUUGCCCACUUGGUCAAUCCGCUGUUGCCCACUCGACCGUCGCUGCCACCGCAUUUCAGAGGGGUUGAUUACGGCAACCCCCCCCGCGAGGCUGAACGAUACUGCUACAUAGCAUCAUCCCCCACAAGAACCCGCAUCUACGACCAUCAAAAUAUCAGCAACCUCCAUUCUUGCCAUUUACGCCUAGGGUACGCGUAGUGGCAGAUUUCUCUGCGUCCAAAGUCCUUUUGAGGCGUCGCGUUUCCCUCCGAAUCGCUAUGCGCGGGCCAGUUCCAACCAUGGCGCCCAUUACCACCACCGCAGCCCCUUAUCGUGCGACUCCAGAUCAAGAGGGUGAUUCACAAUCGUCAUCGAGCAACUCUCCAGCACAGCAGGAUUACGAGGAGUCGGAUUUCUACACGGGCAACAAUGAUUCUCAGUCCUCGAUCGGCGUCCCAACCUUCCGGGACAUGGCAGUGUCUGGGGAUGUCUGCGAACCACCGGCGAAUCGGUUACCUGCAGAAGUUCUUAUUGGCAUAUUUUCAAAACUCACUAGUCCACAGGAUCUGUUCAAUGCUAUGCUGGUAUCAAAGAGAUGGGCUCGAAACUCUGUAGACUUGUUGUGGCAUCGCCCGGCUUGUACAAAUUGGGAGAAUCACAGUUUCAUAUGCAAAACGCUUUCUCUUCCCAACCCAUACUUUUCCUACCGAGACUUCAUCAAGCGGCUCAACCUGGCCAGUCUGGCUGACCUAGUCAACGACGGUAGUGUCUUCCCCUUAUGGGUUUGUUCUCGAGUUGAACGCUUGACCUUAACUUCUUGCGAUGGUUUGACAGAUUCUGGACUGAUGGGCCUUCUCAAGGGUAGCAGCAACUUACUUGCAUUGGAUAUAUCUGGCGUGGCUCAAAUAACGGCCGAAUCCAUGAUGGUUUUAGCUGAAAACUGUACCAGGCUGCAGGGUCUCAAUAUUUCAUCAUGUACAAAGAUUUCCAACGAUUCCAUGAUUGCUGUGGCUGAAAGUUGUGGCUCCAUAAAAAGGGUAAGUUACUUGACAUUUGGUUCUUUAUUAUACUGGGACUGAUUCAAUGUGCUAGCUAAAACUCAACAAUUGCGAGCAACUCGAAGACGAGGCUAUUAUUGCCUUUGCAAGAAAUUGCCCCAAUAUUCUCGAAAUAGAUCUACAGCAAUGCAAGAAUAUUGGAAAUAUCCCAGUGACAGAGCUUCUUAUUCACGGUCAAAGCCUUCGUGAGCUCCGUUUAGCAAACUGCGAGUUUGUUUCAGACAACGCAUUCCUUAACCUGCCUUUAAACCGAACAUUCGAACAGCUCCGAAUACUUGAUCUCACAAGCUGUGCGCGAUUGACUGAUGCAGCCAUCGAACAUAUUAUCGCUUCUGCGCCCCGGCUCAGAAACUUGGUAUUUGCAAAAUGCCGAAAUCUUACAAACAAUGCUGUCGAUGCUAUUAGCAAGCUUGGAAAAAACCUUCACUACCUUCACUUGGGACAUUGUGGGCAUAUCACGGAUGAAGCAGUAAUCCGACUGGUUCAGGCUUGUAACAGAAUUCGAUACAUUGAUCUGGGAUGCUGUCUUCAUCUGACUGAUGAAUCUGUUAUGAAGUUGGCCACCCUGCCCAAGCUUCGCCGCAUCGGACUUGUCAAAUGCUCGAAUAUCACAGACCGAAGUGUUAAAGCUUUGGCUAACCCCCGCGCAUCACGAGGUUUAUCAAGACCUGGCGAGGAUAUGCCUUGGCAGGGAAGUAGUCUUGAGAGAGUUCACUUAAGUUAUUGCACCAAUAUUAACCUUGGCGUAAGAUCACCGCUUCAAUUCUGUAUACAAACACUAACGAUUUUCCAGAGCAUAAUAGAACUCUUAAAGAAUUGUACCAAGCUCACUCAUCUAAGUUUGACUGGCGUACAAGCAUUCCUCCGCCCCGAUCUGGAACAGUUCUGCCGUGAGGCACCCAGUGGUACGUGACUAAAACUACUUAUGAAUGACAAUCUGCUAAUUGUUUUCAGAAUUUACGGACCAUCAACGUAGUGUCUUUUGUGUGUUCUCCGGCAACGGCGUCGUUAGAUUACGGAAUCAUCUGAGUGCAGAAUCGUUUGAUGAAAUCGAUCAAGAUGGAGAAACUAUUGCGGACGAUGAUCAAACGAUGACUGGAAUGAUGCAUACAACCAAUAUCAACGCCGAGGAAGAUGUGGAUGCAGAUGCAGACGCAGACGACGACGACGAUGGGAUUGCAAACAAUAGUUUUGGAGGCGUGGCCACUUGAAACAGAUACGUCGACGAUGAAAUCGUGUGGAGUAUUAUAAAAGUUAUCCCUCAAGCGGAAACAGCGAAGUAGCCGAUAUCAUGAUUGGCCAAGCGAAAUCACCCCUCGAAAGCAUCGCAUCUUCAUAUUUUUAUAUGCUAUUCUACUGGAAAUUACUGAUCGAUUAGGAUUCCUUGUUUGGGAAAGGAAUCGAAGAACUUGAAGAGCUUUGAAGAGCACGUGCGAAGUUUAGGCAUGCUGAGAUUGACGCAAGAAUAGACUCAUGAAUGGUGGAAUACUCCGAUAGGAGGAAGAGCUAAUUAUCUUCUGGAGUUUGUGUUUGGGUUGGGGCGUUGUUGGUAAAGGAACCGUGGGGAAGGAAGUAUGGUAUUUCGGGGUUGGUGUUCAGCGGAUUGAGAGGAAUGAUACAUGAGUAUUUUUUUUUUGACAAUGGAGAUUUGAUUACUUUCCUUCUU
Messenger RNA from Hymenoscyphus albidus, 3083 nucleotides. Lineage: Eukaryota; Fungi; Ascomycota; Leotiomycetes; Helotiales; Helotiaceae. The record is from the annotation of a GenBank genome assembly.